CAGAGUUCGGUUUAUCUUUGGACUUUGGCCUGAACAGUUUCAGAGGUCCAUUAAGUCAGUGAACUCUGACCUAUUGAGUAACUGAGGUAAACAAAACCCAAAGAGAUGAACCAGUGAUGGGAUGGCUCAACAGUGGGCUGAGUACAUUGUUUGGGUUCUGACCUGAAGGAUGGUUUUCAGGUCCAGCUCCACCAGGUGGGUGGGAUCAACAUGGAUUAGCUCCGCCCCCUGCAGGAUAAAACCUGCAGCUGAUCUCCAGCUUCAGCUCUGAUUCUCACCCUUCAGUGAUCUGCCAGCAUGUGGCCUUCAGAGACGCUGAGCUUCUCCCACAACCCAGAAACAAACACCACCAGCCCCGUGGACUGGACCCAGGUGUACGAGGCCAUCAGGUGGAUCCAGCUGAUCAUGGCUCUGUUCAGCAUUCUUGGUUCAGGCUCCAUCAUCUUCCUGAUUAUUCCGAGACUCAGGCUGACGCCGGAGCUCCAGCCUCUGUUCCAGCUCAGCCUGGCGGACCUGGUGCUAGCUGCCUGCUGGCUGAUCGGAGCCAUCCUUUACUCUCAGCGAUGCAACCAUCUGAGCACGCUCUGCUACAACCUGCACACUGUGGAGCAGAUUCUUUACAUGGCCUCCUUCUUCUUCACCCUGAACUACGUGUGGAACCUCUUCACAGUAACCAGAGAGAAGUUCAACAGCUGCUUAAGUGGAUACUCCGUACAGUUUUCCAACAGUGUGUCUCUGGCAGCUAAAAUGAUCAUUGCGAUUUCAAUUCUGGUCCCCACGCUGCUGAUGGUCCCUGUGUUCAUACUAGGCAACAUCAACCACUGUCAGGCCAACUUCACUGAGCCCUACAGGUGUCUGCUGAUGCACACUGGAGCCCUGUUUCUGCGCCCAGGCCACCAGCAGUUGAGCGCCACCUGCAGCUUCCUGCACAUCUACCAGAUCGUGGUCUUCCUGAGCAUCUUUCUCCUCACCCUGCUGAGCAUCACGGUCCUCGUGGUCAAAGCUCGAUGCAUCUACAGGCGGGCUGUGACGGCAAACGGUUACCUAGGCAACGAGCAGCGGGCCUUGUUCCGAGUGAUGGACCUGCGGAUGCUGCUGUACCCUCUGGUCUUCAUCUUCUGCUGGGGACCAGCGGUGGCUCUGGCUUUUCUUCGGGUGGCGAAGCCCUCAUCAGGUCACGGUGUGCUGGGGGUCUGCCUCUACAUAUCUGAGGCUUUCACCUCGGCCUCUCAGGGGUUCCUCAACUGUCUGGUCUACGGUUGGACACGUCUGCACCUGCGACGCGCUGGCUUGACGUUUUUCUCCCGAGACGUGGACACUCAGACACCCCUGCUGCGCUCCCAGCAGAUCAGGAGCUAUCUCGCUCCUCGGACCAUCGGCUGAGGGGUGGAGCGGAGCUGAGGAUGAACUGAGACUGAGUGAGGGGUGGGGGAGGGUUUUUUGUUUUCUGUCACAAACACUCAAAAGGGGGUGUUAACUUUCACUUUCUGCUGGAGGAAAAACUCCACGUCUGAGUUUCUGCAUGGGACACAGACUUCCACCUCUGAUCCUGAGCCACCGAGGUGAGAAAAGAGGAAGAAGAAGAGCGAGGGGGAGUUUACCUCAAGGGGAAGAACAAAGAAAACAGGAUUUGAGAAAGCUUUAUUUAGCUCCGAAACCUCACAGGGGGCUUGUUUCUAAUUCAGGUUAAAUAAUCUCUGCACCCUGGAAGCAUCAGAGACUGAAGAUCCUAAGAUCUGAUGUCACCUCAACAGCUUCAAUGGAAAUAACUAAUUAAAAGGUCAAAAACAGAAGUGCUUUGUUUGCUGCUUUCUUGUCUCUCAUCCACCUGCUGCUAAAGCGGAGUAAGCUCUGCAAUGGUGGUAACACGCUUCUUUAGCACUCCUUCAGCCUUCGGGACCCUCUUGGACGUCCUGAAGCUUCUUCUCUGCACUUGAACCUCUCAGGCUGAAGUUCUUGAGGAUCCAGAGAACUGUUCUUUCCGCUGCUGUUCUCAGCAGCUGGUUCCUGCAUGCGAGGCUGUUUGGAUGCAAAGUGAUGCUGCUUCUCUUUGGAGGAAACCUUUACACACAAUG
This is a messenger RNA of Girardinichthys multiradiatus, 2075 nucleotides long. RefSeq names its product transmembrane protein 116 (gene tmem116). Gene Ontology annotation, biological process: adenylate cyclase-activating G protein-coupled receptor signaling pathway. Bases 298 to 1383 code for a protein of 361 amino acids. Gene Ontology annotation, molecular function: G protein-coupled receptor activity. Gene Ontology annotation, cellular component: plasma membrane. The transcript is spliced from 11 exons. The record is from RefSeq and is a predicted model, not a curated record. Lineage: Eukaryota; Metazoa; Chordata; Actinopteri; Cyprinodontiformes; Goodeidae.